Colletotrichum tamarilloi is the source of this 351-nucleotide messenger RNA. RefSeq lists its product as uncharacterized. The coding region runs from base 1 to 351 and encodes 116 amino acids. The record is from RefSeq and is a predicted model, not a curated record. The transcript has a single exon. Lineage: Eukaryota; Fungi; Ascomycota; Sordariomycetes; Glomerellales; Glomerellaceae.
AUGAAGUUUCCGUCCUGUCAACUGUGUCCUCUUUCUGGGGUUAACUUUAUUUCGACUCCUUUUACCACAAUUACCCGGCCCGGUUCUGGCUCCGAGCUUUCGCGGAGCUCCGGCCCGAGCGCAUGCACCGGGCCGGUGAUAUGUCUCCACUCGCGACCGCAAUUCAUAGAGAACCGACACGGAAGACGACUCCGAUCGCGACCGCCUGGCAGCUUUACACGCGCCGAAAAUCCUCUGAGCAGUGCUUUUCUCACUCCUCCCAAGUAUUCUACAAGUGUUAGAGAUGGCGCAGAUAAUCUGGCUGCACCAUCUCACAGGUCAGAUACUACAAGCACCGCGGCCAAUUACUGA